Drosophila willistoni is the source of this 908-nucleotide messenger RNA. RefSeq names its product probable insulin-like peptide 2 (gene Ilp2). The record is from RefSeq and is a predicted model, not a curated record. The transcript is spliced from 2 exons. Gene Ontology annotation, cellular component: extracellular region. Lineage: Eukaryota; Metazoa; Arthropoda; Insecta; Diptera; Drosophilidae. The coding region runs from base 86 to 541 and encodes 151 amino acids. Gene Ontology annotation, molecular function: hormone activity.
GACAGCAACAGUUUCAAUUCAGUUUGAGGCAAGGACCCAACUACUAGCACUAGCACAGAGGCAUAACCAUAAACUAAAGACAACCAUGACCAAGGCAAUUCCAUUUUCAUCGCUGGCUUUUGUGCUCCUCGGUCUUUGCACGGUAUUGGCUUUUAUCGCAAAUGCCAGUGCCAGCUCGAAUGCAGUUUUAUCCAAUGAGAAUGUGGUUCUAUGCAGCGCCAGGCUUAAUGAAAUGAUGUCCAUGGUAUGCCGGGAAUUCAAUUCUAUCAUUCCGGGCAAGCGUAGCUCAUCCAACAUUGAUAUCGACCCAUUGGAUCCAUUGCAAUUUAUUGAGGAAAAAGAAUCAUCUGGUUCAUCAUUGUCUGCAUCCUCAUCGGAAUUCCUGCCCUAUCCAUUAAACACUGGACGAUACUAUCAGGAAGGUUUCAAUUCAUUGGCAGCUCUCCGUCGUCGCCAACGGCGUGAGGGCAUUGUGGAUAGAUGUUGCAAGCAAUCCUGCCCUGUCAGCUAUCUCAAUGAAUACUGCUCCAUAUCCAUGUAGAGAGGAAUAUAAAAUGAAUCACAGACAGACAGAAUGAGAAAGAGAGUGAGAGAAAGAGAGAGAGAGAGAGAGAGUGUGUGAUAGUCAGCUAAUGGAUCCCACCGAUGAGCACCGAACUGGAACUACCCUGUACAAUGAAUUUUCCUCUAUAUAGAUUUGCAUUGAUUUUUUUGUCUAUUAUAAUGAAACACUUAAGUGUCUUUAAUGAUUAAUCUUAUUGUAUUGUAUAUUAACCCCAUAAAAAAUGUAUUUAAUGAUAUUCAGCAAAAACUAGUAGAGCUUUUGGCAAAAGCAGAUUUUAAAUCCAUAUAUAUAUCUAUAUAUAUAUAUAUAUUUAUAGACAUGGGAACAACACUUGUUAUAUACA